Guyanagaster necrorhizus is the source of this 2468-nucleotide messenger RNA. Its product is annotated as WD40 repeat-like protein. Lineage: Eukaryota; Fungi; Basidiomycota; Agaricomycetes; Agaricales; Physalacriaceae. The transcript is spliced from 4 exons. Gene Ontology annotation, molecular function: gamma-tubulin binding. The record is from RefSeq and is a predicted model, not a curated record. Gene Ontology annotation, biological process: microtubule nucleation; mitotic cell cycle. Gene Ontology annotation, cellular component: ciliary basal body; cytoplasm; centriole. Bases 18 to 2336 code for a protein of 772 amino acids.
CUUCGACUUGGACCACCAUGCUCGCCGUUGCGGUUACGGAUUCUCUUGCUAUUCUCGAUGCAGCAACAGUGAAACGGUCACCUUCUUCCAUUUAUCCUUGCUUGAACCUCUCCUCGCCUCCAACUGCCUGCUCCUGGUCAACGGACAACGCUUUUCUAUUCCUAUCCUCGACGCGAACCGUUCACAAAUACGACCCGACAUGUAACACUCUCGAAGACCUAUUUACCUCUCCAGGAACAGCCGAUAUAUCCCAUAUAUCCGUCAAAGACAAAUGUACAGUCGCAUUCAGCGCUGGAGACAAGGUCCAUGUGCUAGAAUGUGGCCCAACACCGAAGAUUGUCCAAACUUUUAAAUCUCAUAAAUCAGCAAUUACUUCUCUUGGGAUAUCCAAUGACGGCACCCUUCUUGCAUCCACCUCCGCUGGUGGAGCCCACGUCUACAACCUCUCUCAUGGAUCGCACACUGUGCUCCGCGGACUGCCACUAACAGGCCAAUCCAUCCGAACUUGCAGUUUUCAUGCUCACUCCCGCGCGCGUCUUUUGCUCGGUAUUGGGAAGCAACUCGUUGUUUUCGAUACGACACGUCCCUCGGGCCUUAUGAAGACAAUCCCGAUGAACGCAUCGUCUUCUGGUGACAUUGUCUCCGUGUCAUGCAGCCCAUUCAGUAAAACACUAGUUGUGGUCGCCACAUCAGGCGGCAAUGUUGGGCUUGUGGACCUUGAGAAAGAGAAGGGUGUUUUCCGAACUCUAAAUCUCAAAGUUCCCCUGACAUCCAUCUCAUUUUCCCCCGAAGGAGCCUCCAUCUAUGUCGGAACAGAAACGGGAAAGUUACUUAUCUUAGACUUGCGGGCUCUGGAUAAAACACCAAAGAGCAUCGCAGUCAGUGACAGUGGCUGCCGAGUGGAGGCAUUCUGCGUCCAGAGAAAGGUCAAAGGAGCCCCAGAAACUAAGAUGAAUCCUUCAGUGGCAAAAGCCACUAACGAGGUGACCACCAAUGCGAGCGGACGUCUGGCGUCAGCCGUAAAACCAGCCGCUCCACCCUCUCCUUCUCCCAGGAAAGUGGCAAGAGUAUCAACUGGCCGCCGAGAACCCUCUGUCGCACGAAAAUCGUCAGCUGUUUCCUUGCAAAGAAAGGAAAGCAGCGCAGGGUCAACAACGAAGAAAGUGUUCUCCCCAGUGCGAGAUCCACUUGGCAAUAGCAUUAGUCUUAACGAAGAUAUCUCAAUGCAGAUUGAAUCUCUUAGCACGAUGCGUGGGGCUGCCAAGAGGCCUGUCAAAGAAGAGAAGGACAAAGCAUCUCCUGUUUCGAGGCAGCUGAUGAAGAAGAGUUCGAUGAUUAGUGCUUCCACAACGGGCUCUCCGGUGAAGCUCACUAAAACAUCGCCAGUCUCUUCACCCAAGGCCGCGGAGGUUCUGUCACGGACGCGUACCACCUCUUCCGCAGCUCGUGAAGCCUCGGUAGCACUACUAGCACCAUCGACAUCGCACAAAGAAAACGAGCCUCCGCGUCGAACACGCACCGUCUCAUCGACUUCGCGCACCCGUCGACUGUCAAGCACGGAAUCAUCGAUAUCAACGGCGUCAACAAAGUCACGUCCAGCCAGAACCAUCUCCUCGGUGUCACGGACUGGAUCUGACAGACUAUCAGCUCGCUCCCGUGUAUCCAAGACGUCCGUUGGUUCCUCCGCAUCACGCAAUCCAUCUCCGAUCCCACCCGUGCCGCCUCUGCCUGCUGCUGGAGUUGUAGAGCAACGGCAACGCCUUUCUCCCAAAUUCUCGGACGAGCCAAGUCGCACUCCUUCACCAGACCUUCCUGAUAUACAUGAUGACCCGGUAACGCCUUUACCUGCGAAGAAGGGGAUGGCUGUAUUAGGGCUAGGAACACCUGACGUCGAGCGCUGGAUCCAGGCCGGCGAAUUGAAGGAAUUUCCGGUCCAGGACCGGAAAGGGAAGGGGCGCAGCGUUGGUUUUAUGGACCUGAGGGAAGAAGACAGGAAGGAAUCCAGUAUGGAAAUACAGAUAUCCCCUCGUCGGGUCACUCCCAUGGAGUCGGCCUCAUGGGCGCCCUCACCACGGAGACAUCCCAUUCCUAGCUCUCCUGGGGGGACCUCCGCACAUGAUUUCCUCCGCAGUAUCGUUGGGGACGUUAUGUUUGAUUAUCAGAAAGAGACAAAAGCGCAGAUUACUGGGUUGCACCUGGAGAUGGUGAGGAUGAGGCGCGGCUGGCGUAAAGAACUUGGAGACAUAAUGGAGCAGUGCGUGGGCGACUUGAAGGAUUUGAGAGAAGAGAACGGACGGCUUCGAGAGGAGAAUGCCCGGCUACGACGAGGGUAUUAGAAUCCUAACACAUUUUUUGAUUACCUACCACUCAUGAACUUUUUGCUAAUGGCGAACUUUUUAUCUUAAGAUCAGAGAAACUGGUAAAUACAGGUAUAGUAAAAAAUACAGUCGGUCUAAGAGUCGAAUAGC